UCUCCGUCCAACGGUCCAACUCCAGUCCUAGCAGCAUCGCCAUUCUCACUCUCCCUCGGUAUCUGCGGCUCCGCCGCUCCGGGGCUCUCAGUCUCAUUCUAGCUCGGCUGCAUGCGCAUUCUUUCUCUCUCCGUCUCUGCUUAGCCAUCCCCAGAUCGGUCUUUCCGGCAAAAUUUGUGCCAUAUUUCUCCAGUUGUUAGAACUAACAACGUUACAGCGGGGAACAUACCCAUGGAUGUUUAUUCUCUAUUAAUUUAUUUUUAUAGAGAAUAACAUUUCAAGCUUCUUUCUUGUUUAACCCUAUACCAUUCUUUGAUUUCUACGAUAUGGUCAUUGUCUUUGUAAGAAAAACUAAUCCCAGUUUCAUUCAUGUUAGGUUUUCAUUUUUAACAAUUUUGUUCCGGUAGUUCAAUUCUUGAAAGCGUAAAUCUGGUUUUAUAAGUCCUUUUUUCAUUUUUUUCGAAGUUUGAUAUGAAAUCUAAACCUGGAGCUUGUAUCAAAGUAUGGUUUCAAUUUGUUCACCUGCAAAAAACUGUGUCAUUUCCACCGAGUCCACUUCAAAAAUUCCCUGUUUAUGUCAGUGCCACCAACUACUCAACUUUGAGCCAGGCCCAAGUUGGAAAUUCAGUGAAGGAUGAAAGAAUAGAGCAGGCGAACAAUUCUGUAGAAGUUUUGAGGAGAUGGGGUUGCAGCGAUGAUGACAUAUCUAAGAUAUUCUUGCGUCGGCCUUCUUUGAGAAAUGCUGACCUUAGUCAUCUUCAUUCAAAACUUGGCCUACUUCGUGGGUUAGGCCUGACCUCAAAUGACCUUGUUAAGAUCAUCAAUUGUCGGCCACGCUUCCUUAGUUGUCGAAUCAAUCGUUGCUUUGAUGAGCGGCUUGAUUAUUUUAUGACAUUGUUUGGUUCAAGGGAAGUUCUUCUCCAAGCCAUCAUUAGAAACCCUUCAAUUUUGUUGUAUGACUUUCAUGAAAGGAUUAUACCUGUUAUUGCACUUUAUGAAGGUCUUGGUGUGAGUAGAGUGGAUUUGAUUCCUAUGCUACUAUCACGGCCAACAUUAAUUCCACGCUCUUCAUUUGAUGAGGAGAAGAGGGAAUAUAUACGCAAAACUAGGGUGUCCAAGGAUUCAAAGAUGUUUAAGUAUGUAGUUACCCUUGUCGGCAUCUCGCGGUCAGAGACCAUCCGCCAAAAGGUAGCAAACUUAGAGAAAUUUGGGUUUUCAGAUGAUGAAGUUUGGGGUCUCUUUGGACGUUCGCCGCUUGUUUUGACGUUGUCAAUUGACAAGGUUCAGAGAAAUAUGACUUUUGUUGUUGGCACAAUGAAACUCUUGGCAAAUGCGGUGCUUCAGUACCCAUUUUUGCUCUUAAACAAUCUGGAGGCUGUUUUGCGGCCAAGGAUGAUUAUUGCUGAGAAAAUACAGGAAAUGGGGCUUUCUCCAUCAAUCAAAGGAGUCAAUGUGUUCAGGGCAUUGAGAAUGAAAGAAAAACGAUUCUUGGCUGUAUUUGUCAAUUGUCACCCACAGGAAGUUGCCAGCGAGUUGAUGGAGUGUUAUAGGGAUGCCAAAGCCAUUAAGCGGCUAGCGGAAGCCUCAAAGAGACGAUUGCGUACUGGCUUUCCUUUCUGAACUUCAAAGUCUCCCAGGCUUGCAGCAUAUAGACGUAGGAAAGGAGGUAGCUGUAGCUGCAGUGAAGGAUGCUAUAAAAGAAGAUUGCCUAGCAGAGGGAUGCAAUAAUUAGUGAGGUCCAGACUGAAAGCUCACUGGCGUUUCAGGAUUCGGCUCUAAAACUAAUGACAGUUUCAUGGGAAGAGAUUAUGCUAGCUUAAAAUUGAUCCACCUACCAUAUUAGUUUGAGACAUUAUUCACAAUGAAAGCAAAAUAACAAAGGUUUCAUUUUCA
This is a messenger RNA of Tripterygium wilfordii, 1893 nucleotides long. RefSeq lists its product as uncharacterized. Gene Ontology annotation, cellular component: chloroplast. Gene Ontology annotation, molecular function: double-stranded DNA binding. Gene Ontology annotation, biological process: regulation of DNA-templated transcription; chloroplast organization. The transcript is spliced from 3 exons. The record is from RefSeq and is a predicted model, not a curated record. Bases 472 to 1620 code for a protein of 382 amino acids. NCBI's taxonomy places the organism in Eukaryota, Viridiplantae, Streptophyta, Magnoliopsida, Celastrales, Celastraceae.